GGCAGGGCAUUUGUCUAGCAUAAACAGCCCUGGGUUCAGCCAAGCUUCAACACGGAGACAGUCUGCAUUCUAUCAGAACCCUUAGGCUCUGGAUUCUAGGUCCAGCAGCAACCAGAGAAACCAUGCAGGUCAUCCUUGCUGUGAUGGUCUGGGUGGCUUCUUUUGUGUCUAGUUCUUCAUAUACAGCAAGUACUUUGCCAGAUAUCACAAACGAGGACUUCAUCAAAGAAUGUGUUCAAGUUCACAACCAGCUUCGGUCAGAAGUGAACCCGACAGCCCGGGAUAUGCUGUACAUGUCUUGGGACCCAAAACUAGCCCAAAUUGCAAAGACAUGGGCAGCAUCUUGUACAUUUAAACACAACCCACAGCUUCAUUCGCGGAUACACCCAAAUUUCACUGGCCUGGGAGAAAACAUCUGGUUUGGCUCUCUAUCCCUCUUCUCAGUAUCUUCAGCCAUCUCUGCCUGGUAUGAAGAAAAUAAGAACUAUGACUUCAGCACUAUGACAUGUACAAAAACAAAAGUCUGUGGCCAUUACACUCAGGUUGUUUGGGCAGAGAGUUACAAGCUUGGCUGUGCAGUGCAACUUUGCCUUAAAAACGCGAUUUUUAUAUGCAACUAUGGACCACCAGGAAAUUACCCAACGCAGCCAUAUAAGCAAGGAGCCACUUGCAGUAACUGCCCAAGAGAUGACAGGUGUCUGAACAACCUCUGCAGUAAGUAAGAUAAUAAAAACUUUCCAUAGAAUUAAGGUAUAAGCAUGUGUUUUGAGCUGGUCUUGGUAUGAUCCAGAAAGCAGCUCAAAACACUAGGCAUAAAGAAAUGAUGCACACGCAGAAGUCUGGAGGGUAAUGCUGCAGAUCUACAGGUCUUGCAUCUCUCCAGACUGGUAUGUAAGCCAGACUAGCCAAAGCUGGGGCUGCAGAGAAAUGAGGGCAAUCUGUGGCAAGAUUGUGGAGACCUGGGAAUCUUCACUCAGUAGCUAAUCUCUAGAAAGCUGUAACAAACCAAUCAGAUGGUUACUUUAACAGACUGCCCUUUAAGAUGUCUAUUUUCCAGUGUGAAGGGAGCCAAAAGCUACUGCAGCUAUGUCAAUCCCAUGGUUCUUUGCUGCCACACCUGUCAGACUGCCUCACGGCAGCAAGGCUGGGAUAGGAGUGCUUAGAAGGAAGGGGGCAACAUUAAUUGUGACUUCUGAUAAGCCGGAUGCCCUGCUGAGACCCCAGUGUCCCGCUGGGUUGGAUGAGAAGCUGCUACAUCAUUCAUCAUAAGCAGUUUCCUUACCCGUGGGGAGGAGCUAACAAACCUCUUUAAUUAAAGGAAAUACUUUAAUUGCGUUAUUUAAAACAAAUCAUAUUUUAAUCUUUCGUUUCAAUCAUAGCUCAAAGUCAAAUGCAUCUGGUAGCUGUGGGCAUAUUAAACUUUUCCAUUCAUUCUGAUAGUAUUUCUUUUGUACAAAAAUUCACAGAUCAAGUUUAUAUAAAAAGACUAAAAAAACACCAUACUGACCCAGCAGCAAAAACUGGGUUGAUCUUUGAAAAUCAUUGUACUGAAAACCCAGAUCAAGCUCAUGGUUGUGAGAAAUAACUAGAAACAUUGCUUCCCCUAUACCUAACUUUUUCUUAAUUCUGGUUUUACAGUUAACCCACGACGAGAUCAGGUCUCACGUAUGUAUGCAAACCCUAACAGUUUUCACGGGGCACUGUGUAGGCUGGGUUAGCAUGUCAUGAGAGACUGAGUACACUCUUGUUUGUUUCACAGGUUACUACUCUGUUGAUUAUCCAGAUUGGCCUAUAUAUCUACGGAACAGAUACACAUCUCUCUUUCUCAUUGCUAAGUCAGUUCUUCUAUUACUGUCUGUUAUACUUACCAUUUGGGUAAAGCACAAAUAUCCUAACUUAGUUCUUUUGGACUAACGCCAUGGUUGGGGAACAGCUUACUCAUAUGUGGCUAUUUUAAAAUCUUUCAAUAAAAUCUUAGUCAAAAGAACUUAGUUUUCUAAGUUUACAGAGUUAACUUGUCUUUCUACAUUAUGAAUUCCGACUGCCCAGGUUCCUACAGGUAGGCUUUCAGUAAGGUACUCCUGGGAAAUUUAACAGAUUUCCAGAUCUGUGAGUCUGAUAAUUCUAAGUCCAAUUGCUGUCAAAAAUACUUGCUGCUCUUGUAAAGCCCCGGUGUCUGAUUUCCAGCCCCAACACUGUGUUAGCACCCACAGCUCUAGUUCCAGUGGAUUCUAUGCCCUCCUCUGGCCUCAGUGGGGGCGGGGACCAGGUAUGCAGAUGCUUACGUGUAGGGUAAAUAACCAUAUACAUUUUUCUGGUAUCAUUUCCUCAGUCAGAAUAAAUUUGACUUAGAGGCCUUGGA
Messenger RNA from Arvicanthis niloticus (Nile rat), 2362 nucleotides. The record is from RefSeq and is a predicted model, not a curated record. NCBI's taxonomy places the organism in Eukaryota, Metazoa, Chordata, Mammalia, Rodentia, Muridae.